GCUUUAGAAGUAACCUUCUCUUUCUGUAGGAUGGCAUAGUCCUGGGAGCAGAUACAAGAGCAACUGAAGGAAUGGUUGUUGCUGACAAGAAUUGUUCAAAAAUACACUUCAUUUCGCCUAAUAUCUACUGUUGUGGAGCAGGAACAGCUGCAGAUACUGAUAUGACGACGCAGCUGAUUUCUUCCAAUCUGGAGCUCCAUUCACUAUCGACUGGACGACUUCCAAGGGUGGCCACAGCUAACCGAAUGCUGAAGCAAAUGCUUUUCAGGUAUCAAGGCUACAUUGGUGCAGCCCUGGUUCUAGGCGGUGUAGAUGUCACGGGCCCUCACCUGUACAGCAUAUAUCCCCAUGGAUCAACUGACAAAUUGCCUUAUGUUACCAUGGGUUCUGGGUCACUGGCAGCUAUGGCAGUGUUUGAAGAUAAAUACAAACCAGACAUGGAGCUGCCAAAAGCUGAGAGGAUCAAAUCUGCAGUGGCAGCUGCUGUGCCCUACAGUUAG
This is a messenger RNA of Nestor notabilis (Kea), 500 nucleotides long. RefSeq names its product proteasome subunit beta type-7-like. The annotation marks the transcript as partial. NCBI's taxonomy places the organism in Eukaryota, Metazoa, Chordata, Aves, Psittaciformes, Psittacidae. Gene Ontology annotation, molecular function: threonine-type endopeptidase activity. The record is from RefSeq and is a predicted model, not a curated record. Gene Ontology annotation, cellular component: proteasome core complex. The transcript is spliced from 5 exons.